Messenger RNA from Symbiodinium necroappetens, 1341 nucleotides. The record is from the annotation of a GenBank genome assembly. NCBI's taxonomy places the organism in Eukaryota, Dinophyceae, Suessiales, Symbiodiniaceae.
AUGGCUUCCUUGCCGCGUGUACUCAGUGUGCAGUCACACGUCGUCCACGGGUAUGUGGGCAACCGUGCUGCUGUCUUCCCCCUCCAGCUAUUGGGCUUCGAGGUAGACGUGAUCAAUUCUGUGCAGUUCUGCUGCCACACUGGCUAUCCCUCGUUUGCCGGUCAGCGCCUUUCGGGUGACGAUCUUGAGACACUGAUUAAGGGCAUGUCUACCAAUCAGGUGCUCAAUCAUUCUUUCCUGUUGACGGGGUACAUUGGCACCGCAUCCUUCUUGAGGGAGGUUCUCAAGCUGCGCCAGAUGCUUCCAGCCAGUUGUUGCUAUGUUUGUGAUCCAGUCCUAGGAGACAAUGGGCACAUGUACGUUCCCGAAGACUUAGUCGCCGUGUAUCGCACUGAUGUCUUGCAGCAUGUUUCGGUCCUGACACCAAACCAGUUUGAAGCAGAACUACUUACCCAGAUGAGUAUCACUGGUAUCGACGACGCAGCCGCGGCUUGUGACAAGCUACAUCAGAUGGGACCCAAGAUUGUGGUGCUGACAACACUCGAUGUGCCAGAAGCGACACGAGAGGGGCAGGACGUUGCCAUGAUGCUGUCCUUUUCUGGUCGGAAGUGGAUGCUCCGGCUACCGCGUGUAGAGGGUGGACCUUUCACCGGCACUGGCGACCUCACCGCUGCAAUGAUACUCGCAUGGACACAGAGGAAGCCUCAUGAACUGCCUUUGGCCCUAGAAAUGGCCGGGGCGGUGCUGCAGGCAGUGAUCAAGAAGACAAUGGCCUCCUCCGCUGCUCAGAUGAUCGGCGACAAGCGUGUCCCUCCAGAGUUGCGACUUAUUGAGUCCAAAGUCGCGAUUGAGUCGCCAAGCAUCCGCUUUCGAUGCCAGCUAACUCCACCGCUCAACUUUGCCUGUUUGGCUUUUCAUGAUGCAGUGGUCGACGGCAACUGCAAGGGCAUCCUGCAGAGCCUUAGCGCUGCUGCACGGGUUUGCGUAGUGUCGGACAAGGCUGACACCUCCAAAGACUUCUCCACACUAGAGAAGCUGAGCGUCCUCUGUGUGAAGUCGGGUGACUCGCAGGCCUUUGCCACUAGCCUUUCUUCCAUCGGGAUCUCACCCCGCGAAGUUCUUGCAGUUGGAGCUACUUGCGAUUUUCUAGCAACCGCUGCAGCCGCUGGGUGCUGUCCGGUCGCCAUGCUGGUAGGUGACGACUCAGAAGGUCAGAGCAAUGGAAACCCUUCAGGAGGUGCCAGAGACCACCAGUCUCUCUCAGCCAAGGCGGAGUUCACGAUCUCUUCCUUUGACUCUUUGCGCCGAUUUCUUCCAGCCUGGUCUGGCUGCCCCGAGUGA